CGGAGAGAGAAGACCCGGUAGAGCGCGAGGAGAGAGAGAGAGAGAGAGUGUGUGAGAGAGUGAGAGAGCUCAGGAGUGAACGAGAGGAGAGAGAGCGACGACCGUCAGGGUCCGUGUGCCUGAGGGACGGACGACACGGAGAGGGGAGGCCUGAGUGAGCGAGUGAUCGUGCCACAGACAGACAAACAGACCGACCGACAGACGGACUGAAUGAAGCUGCACCUGGUGCUUCUGAGGGCCCUUCCCAUGUUUUGAUUUACUCCAUUUUUUUUACUUUCUGAAGUUGGUUUCACCGAGCCGCUCCCAGCCAUGCCGUCCAACAGUCCUGCAGCCGCCGAACAGCCCGAGACACCAGAGAACGACAUUACUAAUGAUGUGAAUGAAGAUGGAGCGGACCAUGACAGUCCAGAGGAGGGGACACCAGCGAGCCCCCGUGCCAAGCGCAGAGUGGGUCGUCCAGGCAGGAAACGCAAACAGCUGCUUCCUGAGAUGGCGACCUCUGACCCCUGUGCAAACGCACCCCCAACCCCGCCCGAGGAGCCGGAGCCCUCCCCUUCCCCUCGCAAGAAGCGCGGGCGUCGGAAACUAGAGCAAACCGAGAAGAAUAAGGACGAGCCAGACGACAGAAACUGCGACUCCCCCAGAGAGGGUGAGACUGGCAGGCUGCGGAGGAGGCCAGUCCCCAGAGUGACUUUCCAGGCUGGAGAUCCGUACUACAUCAGCAGGAGACAGAGAGAAGAAUGGCUCAGCCGCUGGAAGAUGGAGGCAGAGCGGCGGGCGUACAGAGAGGCGGAGAUAAACAUGAUGGACGACCUAUCAGAGGGCGACUUUCAGAAAGAGGAGGAGUCAGCCAGCCCGGCCCCGCCCCCGCCCCCGUCACAGCAACACACAGACCCUGCCUCGCCAACGGUUGCUGUGACACCGGAGCCUGUUGCUAGGGGAGAACAGGCCACACCCAGGGAGAUAGAGUACCAGGACGGCCGGGGUUUCGGCAUCGGCGUUCUGGUGUUCGGGAAGCUGCGAGGUUUCUCCUGGUGGCCCGGCAGGAUCGUCUCCUGGUGGAUGAGCGGCCGGAGUCGAGCUGCAGACGGGACUCGCUGGGUCAUGUGGUUUGGAGACGGCAAGUUCUCUGUGGUUUGUGUGGAGAAGCUGAUGCUUCUGAGCUCAUUCUCAUCUGCCUUCCACCAGCCCACCUACAACAAACAGUCCAUGUAUCGGAAAGCCAUCUUUGAGGCUCUGCAGGUGGCCAGUGUCCGGGCGGGGCGGCCAGUUCCCUCCUGUGAUGCGAGCGAUGAUGCCGAUGGCGUGGAGAUCCAAACCAGACAGAUGAUCGAGUGGGCCAUGACUGGCUUCCUGCCCAACGGGCCCCAAUCACUGGAGCCUCCAGAGGAGGAGCAAAAUCCAUAUACAGGUAAGGAGGUGUACCCGGAGAUCUGGGCGGAGCCUGAGGCAGCGUACACGCCUCCACCCGCCAAGAAACCACGCAAGAACUCCGCUGAAAAAGCAAAGAUCAGAGAAGUGAUCGACGAAGGGACCAGAGAGAGACUCAUAUGUGAGAUCAAAAAGAAGACCAGGAACAUAGAUGAUAUCUGCAUCUCCUGUGGAAGCCUGAACGUCUCUCUGGAGCAUCCUCUCUUCGGAGGAGCGAUGUGUCAAGGCUGCAAAAACUCGUUCCUGGAGUGCGCCUACCAGUAUGAUGACGACGGCUACCAGUCCUACUGCACCAUCUGCUGUGGAGGCAGGGAGGUGCUCAUGUGUGGCAACAACAACUGCUGCAGGUGUUUCUGUGUGGAGUGUGUGGAUCUGUUGGUCGGAGCCGGCUCGGCGGCGGCAGCCAUCAAAGAAGACCCCUGGAACUGCUACAUGUGCGGCCACCGAACCGCCUACGGGUUGCUGCGGCGACGGGACGACUGGCCCUCCAGACUACAACACUUCUUCGCCAACAACCACGAACAGGACUUUGAGCCGGCCAAGUUGUAUCCUCCAGUCGCAGCGGAGAAGAGGAAACCAAUCAGAGUUCUCUCGCUGUUUGACGGCAUUGCCACAGGUCUGUUGGUGCUGAAGGAUCUGGGCAUGCAGGUUGACAAAUACGUGGCGUCUGAGGUGUGUGAGGACUCCAUCACCGUGGGCAUGGUCCGACACCAGGGACGCAUCAUGUACGUGGGCGACGUACGCAACGUGACGCGCAAACAUAUCGAUGAGUGGGGACCAUUUGACCUGGUGAUCGGAGGAAGCCCCUGCAACGACCUCUCCAUAGUCAACCCUGCAAGGAAAGGACUCUUCGAGGGAACCGGACGGUUGUUUUUCGAGUUUUACCGUCUGCUGCACGACGCUCGACCAAAACCAGGCGACGAGCGUCCGUUCUACUGGCUGUUUGAGAACGUGGUCGCCAUGGGAGUCAGCGACAAACGGGACAUCUCCCGCUUUUUAGAGUGUAACCCAGUGAUGAUCGACGCCAAGGAGGUCUCCGCCGCCCACCGCGCUCGCUACUUCUGGGGAAACCUGCCGGGCAUGUCCAGACCUCUGACAGCCAUGACGAAUGACAAACUAGAGCUCCAGGACUGUCUCGAGCACGGCCGCACAGCCAAGUUUGAGAAGUUGCGUACGAUAACGACACGAUCCAACUCUGUGAAGCAGGGGAAAGACGAGCAUUUCCCCGUCUACAUGGACAGCAAGGAGGACAUCCUCUGGUGUACUGAGAUGGAAAGGGUGUUUGGUUUCCCCGUCCACUACACCGACGUGUCCAACAUGAGUCGUCUGGCCAGGCAAAGGCUUCUGGGACGUUCCUGGAGCGUCCCCGUCAUCAGGCACCUCUUCGCCCCGCUCAAGGAGUACUUCGCCUGCAACUAGUCACGCACCAACUCUCUCUCUUACACACACACACACAAACAAAUACAUAAAUGGUAUGUAAUAAUGGCAGGCACACAGUAUACAGCUCGUACAUGAAGGUUGGCUGACACAAGAUGGCAUACACAUAUUUACACACACACACACACACACACACAUACACUGUAAAGGACUGCUUCUCUGGAUCCCAUGUAGACCACUGGCUGACCUUAGUCCCCUGGUGCUACCUUGCAGAUUUACACACACACAGAUACACACAUACUGGUGCAGGGUUUCUGUACUGUCUUCACACACAAACUUCCUAUCCGACCUUGAAACUGGUGUCUUCUGGCUUUACUGUGUCACAGCAGCUGGAGUUCAAACCUCCAGCAGGGGGCGCUAAACUGACAAAGAUGUCCUGAAUUUCUGUUUCUAACAUCUCUCUGAACACAUCAACACACCACUGAACCCCUCCGAACCCUAACACUUAACUGUAUCCAUGCGUAGUGACAGUGCUGCUGGUGUUUUACCGUGCAAUUAACACACACACACACACACACACACACACACACAUACAUACACACACAUACACACACCAGUUAACGCUUGUGGUGCUGGUCAGGCAGUGAUGGAGUCAAAAUGGUGCCACUUUAAUAAAACACUUUUAAAGUUUUUGGUGCUCUAGAAGACAAGACGGUCUCUGGAUGUUUCAGUCGCUACAGUUUAGUGUCCUGAACCAAAAUGCUGACAAGCAGGCGGAGGCAACACGAGGCAAGAGAGCUGAAUUUUUAAAAUAUAUCUAUUUUUCAGAUUUAGUGAGAGCGUUCAGGAGAGCGUCCAGGAGAAAAAUUAAUGCAACUAUGAUCAAAUAGACUCAUAUGAAUAUGCCUUUUCUGAGAUCACUACAUCUAAAUCAGAAUGUUAUUUGUUUCUUGGUGGAGAAGCUGCACUGGAGGUACAAAUAAAAACAAAUGUUUGGCAAAAUUACACCAAAAAUGUUCUUUAUCUUCCUCUAAAGAUGGACAUAUUGGCUGAAAGGAUGUCAGUGAUGUCCGCUAGGGGAUGGCUCAAAAAUAUCUGCCGAAAACAAUCCGAUAUUGUCUUUCUUACUCUCUUAAACAACUAGGAUUACACUAAAACAUCAUGCUCAAAAUGUGAAAUAAAUAUUCUACUCCCGUGAAGGAAGAGAUUCAUCAGUAAUGCAAUAAUGCUGCUUCUUUUUCAAAUACAGUUUAGCAGCUUCUUAGCAGCAUAGUUUCAUCGGUCAACACCAUUCACUAUGAAAUUUAAAGUGCAGCUUUGUGCAGAAGUUUAAAUCUGACAUUAAAAAUACUGGAUUUAAGUCAACACUCAAUGUAGUCUAUGCCUCAAUGACUUUACAAAAGAACAAGCUGCAAUGUCGACCACAACUUGACAGAAAAUAAUAGAAUUUCCAGUAUACAAUUAGAGCAGAAAGCAGUACUGUAGACAUAGCAUCUUAAGGCACUCACAACUGAAAUUUUAGGCUUUUAGACCUCAAAAUCUGUCACGUCAAAGUGAACAAACUCAUAUGAAAGCCAAGUGAGUGGUCCUGUGUUCUGACUGAACCAUCUGCGGGUGCAUUUUUAUGAUAGAAAUGUUAAAAAAUCUGCCGAUAUGGGGCAUCCUGGUGGCACACCUGGUAGAGCUCAUACAGCAGAGGCUUGGUUCUUGCAAGCUGGCAGGGCCGGGUUUGAAUCCGACCCGAAGCCCUUUCCUGCAUUUCUUCCCCCCUGAAUCCCCCUUUCACUCUGUAUCUCUACCCCUAUCAAUAAAGCCAAAAAAGGGCCAAAAGAUUUUUUUAUAAAUACAUCUGCAGCUAUGUCUCCUUAUGGUCUCCUACGUCUUUAAUAUCAACUACCAUUUAAAAAAAACCCUCUACUGUGCGCCAUGUUUAAUGCAACACACUCUCUCUUUAACUCACUUGUGUGUGAAGCAUUUUGCUGUUUAUUCUGGUCUCUGCUAGCGAUUCAAUGAUUUCCUCGGCCAAAGAAAAAACAAAGCAAAAAGUGAUGACUACAGGUGCUAAAACGAUCCAAAAAACACACCUGCAAUUAUUGCUUAUUGCCAUACGUGCCGCCAAAGACGACAAAACAGAGAUCUCUGAGAUUGUAGCCUAAAGUACUUGUUUCUUUUAAAACUGCAGAUUUGUCAAAAUGUGAGAGAUUCUGUCACUUAAAGGAUUAAAAACUCUAAAACACUAUCAGUCUUCGUCUCCGUCCUGUGAGAUUAUUUCUGCCUCCAGAGCAGCGCUGCCUCCGAAAACAUCCAUCAAACUCACUUAAAGGACUUUUUGAUGAUUUCGAUCGAGCUCAUAGCAGCAUUUGAACUCUUGUGGUUACUUAAAGCUUCGCUUGCCCCUUUUUCUGUUUGGUUAAAGCGAGUCCACACAGUCCAGCAGCUCUUGCAGUUUCCUUCGUUGCUUCAGGAUGUGAAAUGUCCUCUCGGCUCAAUGCAGCGACAUGAAACCAGAGACACCUUUACUCUGCAGACACUAUGCUGGUUUUCUACUUCCUACGACUAAAAAAACAGACAGCCCUGUUUAAAUAUCUGACUCUCUAAAAUCACACACACACUACCUUCCUCUGCCUUUUUCUCCCAGUGCAUUCUGGGAUAAACUCUGUGACCUUGAAUUGAACUAAGCAAGUCAGGCUUGUUGCAAAAAUAUUUCCAAAACUCGUCUUCACGCGCGUCCCGAUCACACGCUGAUGUUUUAUUUAAACAGGGCUGUCUCUGAGAGAAAAUCAUCUCUUUCAGUCUGGUGCUUUUGGUCUUCGGGUGACCAUCUUUUUCCAGGAAGCCUUCCGAUCCUCUGACCUUCCUCAGAUACCAGCUAAUAACUGGACACAUGCAGUCUUUGCCAACACACAAACAUAAACACACAUACAUACAUAUGCACAAACAGUUUUCAAAAAAACAACAAUAAUAAACCAGCAGGUUUCAAAGUUUUUUCCAUCAUGUUUACUCUCCGUUUAUACAACCAACCUUCAGGUGCUUUUUAAACUCUUAAAGUCUUUUUUACAGUGCUUUUGCAGGUUAUUCACACACACAUACACACACAAACAAACACACACAUUUGCUGGAAAACACAGUGCUGACUUUCACGCUUUCUCUGAACUCCUUUACGAUACAUCGACAUCGACACAUACACAUGCAUACACACUGUGUUUUUUGCCGGCCGCCUGUUGCCAUCAGGCUUCCACAGGGCGCCGCUGGGUGUGACAUCACCACCCUGUGUCGCUUGGUGCUCCCGCCCCCCCCUCCCCCAGCCGAAACCCCCCCCCCCCUCCCCUUCCACUCCCCUGACCCCCAGGUGCUGCAUGUCAGUCAGUCAGUGUAAUCUCCGAUUCCAUGUUAGAUUAGGGAGUAAUGAUAAUAAUAAUCAUGGUAAUAAUAAUUACAAUAAUAAUCUGUUAUUGUGUGUGUGUACUGUUCCAGGUUGGUGCUCAGUUCAGUUCAGUCUCAGCCUAUGAGGGGAGAGAGCCAGGCUCGAGAAAGCAUAUAUUACAGUUAGUAUAGUGACUUGUUCUAUUGUACCCAAGGAUGCCGAGAGAAAUUGUUAGAACGACGAGCUAAAAGGCGCUCAAAAACAAGGGCGGGUUGAAAUAACACAGAAAAUACUGCAAUACAGAUACUGUAUCCUAAAGUUCAAGUUCAAGAUAAAAAAAAGACCAUGUCCCAGACUCACCUGUUAUAUGUAUCAUUUAUGUAUGUAUACAUUUAUAUACAUAUAUAUUUGUAUAUAUAUGUGUUUAAUUUGUUUGCAGAUUGAAGUAUCAUAGGCACAAGCAAUAAAAGAUAAAUUAGAUGUAUAAAAUACAUUUUUAAAAGCCAGUCAAACCUGCAAGUGUACGGUUAAAAAAUGACAAAUUUAGCAUUGUUUGGGAAAAUGUGGAUAUUAUCACUGUCAGGGGGCAUAUUAAUGAAAAUUCUUAAGACUAAAAGUAGCUUUUAACUCACUUAUUUAGGAAUAACUCUUAAAAAUAAAGCCUGUCAGUCCUAAUUUUAGAAUUUUUGGAGUAUUUCUCAAAGUGUUUUCGAGCUAAAAAGAGUUCCUAAAUCUGUGAAAUGUCCUAAAAACUGCCUUGUAAUCAUGUCAAUAGUUUAGAACCCUUUAAUUAUACUGAACUUUUUUCUUUUUAAAGGUAUCACCUUAAUUGGGAGAAUAGUAUAAUCAUGGCAGAGAGAGGCAAGGAUUCAGUCAUUUCACCAACCAACAGAAACAACAUGCAAACACCUUUCAUGCAAAAAAAUUAGGCACCAAUUAUGAUACAGUUUCACAAAAAAGUGAAAAAUAAUUUGUGCAUGUCUGAGGAAAAUGGAUAAAAUGUUUCCAGUUGGCUAAUUAAGUUUACAUUUUCUCAUUUCUUGUGAAAUAUUUGACAGUUUUAUCUCUAAAAAGAUGAAAUUCUGAAAUUAUUUUCAGUAAUAAAUGUAUUUCUUUUAACCACGAUCUCUUCCCAAACCUAACCAGGUAGUUUUGUUGCCUAAACAAACUUUACUGAAAAACACGUUUAAAACUGUGGCUGUAAUCCUGGUGAAUUGAAUAAAGCAGUUGUGUUAUGAAGGAACAUAAAUUAAAGAGACAAGGUUGAAUACGGGAUACUCUGACCUCCUCGUGGCCUCUAAAAAUCCCCCUAAAGAAGCACCAAUACAACAUCAUAAAGCCAAAAAAAAUUAGGAACUCAAACUUUAUAAAAUUAGGCUUUACUGGACUUUAAAGAUCUGUUUUUAAAGGUUUAAAAGCCCCAAAAUAAUGUUAAAAAACCACAAGCUCAGAAGCAGAACUUGAGCUAAUUUGUGUUAUUUCAACGUGCGUCUGUUUGUGAGAGAAGUCGGAGAAAAAAUCAAGAAGAAUGGAGUCGACAUUUUAAAAAGAUGGGUGACACGGUGAUGAUGUUUCUGUUCGCCUAUCAACAGCUUUUAGGCUGCGUGAUGCGCUGUUUUCAACACUGAUACAAACACAUAAACACACAGAACGAACACUGUUAAUGACACACACACAGAGGCGCAGAGACACAUGCACAACACAGACAAAUACAAUGCUGUGGCGCAUGCAGACACUCAUCUCAUGGACUAAAGGAAAGAUGAGCUUUUAGUAAAAAGGAGGACCUGGCGGUGUUUCAAAAGGUGCUAAAAUUUUAUCUGAAAAUAAGAAAAAUAUAUUGUUAGGAGUAUAAAUCAAGUUUGUCUUUACAAUGACUGUAUUUAAGUUUGUCGUAGUAAUGAAAAGGCACUAUUAUUAUUUUACUCUUGUAUGAAUAUGAACUAAUUAAAAAGGCAUUUUAACUUUGUACUUGAACAAUGUAAGAAAUGAACCGUGAAUAAAAAAAAAGGACUGUUUCUUGUGA
This is a messenger RNA of Centropristis striata (black sea bass), 8195 nucleotides long. RefSeq names its product DNA (cytosine-5)-methyltransferase 3A-like. Bases 310 to 2850 code for a protein of 846 amino acids. Gene Ontology annotation, molecular function: methyltransferase activity. The transcript is spliced from 23 exons. Gene Ontology annotation, biological process: negative regulation of DNA-templated transcription. NCBI's taxonomy places the organism in Eukaryota, Metazoa, Chordata, Actinopteri, Perciformes, Serranidae. Gene Ontology annotation, cellular component: nucleus; cytoplasm. The record is from RefSeq and is a predicted model, not a curated record.